CACAGAGGCGCAGGAAGACUAUAGCCUGUCCACUGGAUGUGAAAGCACCAGAGCAAAGUGUAGUAGGAGGGGGGCUUCCAGACUGCGUGGGCCCAGCGAUGCCUUGAUGGAGCAUGGGCCAGGUUUUAGGAUUCUCCCAUUGCCAGGAGUAUGGCUCAGUGGCUUCAACACCAGACUCGACCCCUCCAUGCACUGAUGGUGGAAAUGAGGAGUCUGAACUGUGCGAGCUGCAGACUGCCCGUGAAUGGUCAGAUGAUGAUGAAGGAGCAGAUGGAGAUGAUGAAGAUGGGCUGGCCUCUUCUCCGUCCCUUUGGGGUACCCCUCGCCAACACUCAUAUGAGCUAACAUUCUCUUACAUCGCUAUCGCUGAGCCUGAGGCUGUGGGGGCAUCACGGCAGUUGAGAGAGAGGCGCAGGGGGGGUUCCAGGAACACUCGCACUGCUUUGUUUCGCACUGACACACUGGAAACCCUGCUGGACUCUCCUGAUGUGGAGUGGGAUCCCCAGGCCUUUCUCACACAGGAAGGACAAGAGGCAGCAGCAGAGAGGAGCGAGCAGGAGACAUGGCCAGCUACAGCCCAUACAGAAUGGACUAACUUUGAAAGAGAAAACUAUGAACAAAUGAGUAUACUUCCUCAGUGCCAGGAACCUCAGGAGACAGACACAGGGUUUCAAAGGGAUGAGACUCCCAGCAGUUUCACUGUCCAGACUUCCACUCCCUCCCAAUCCACCUCACGCACUCUUCAGUCAACAUCAUUGUCCCCGGAGCCCGCUUCCCCAGUCUCCAGGGAAACCAUUUCAGUGAAGCUGCUCACAUCUGUGCUGCCUCGAGCGCCGCUGCCUGGAGACCUCACAUCUUCAUCUGUGGCUGCUACAGGACUCAACUCUCAGGAACAGCUGGUCGGCGAGCACUGGUUCUCUGCACUUAACCUAGCAGAGGCUGAUACAGUAUGGACUCACAUAGCAGCGGUGGACCUGAUCUACUGGAAGGACACAGAGCGGUCAGGCAUGGUACUGACUGGAAUAGUGGUGGGCCUGCUGUCACUGUUUCAGCUCAGCAUCAUCUCUGUGCUGGCUACCGUCUCUCUGGCUGUCAUGUGCUUCACUAUCUCCGUGAGAAUCUACUACCAGGUCCUCCACAUCCUCAACUGGGGCGAUGGUGUGCACCCCUUUAAGUCAUACCUGGAUUUGGACAUCAGUUUGAGUGGAGAGCUGGCUGAUAAGUACAUGCAAAAAGCCAUUGUAACAAUUCUGUCAGUCGUGGAUGCCCUGAAGAGACUAUUUUUUGUGGGAAAUCUUUUUAAUUCCCUCAAAUUCCUGUUUCUACUCUACCUUGUGACAUUUGUGGGGAAAUUGUUCAACGGCCUUACUCUCCUCAUCAUCAGUGUCAUUGGCCUGUUUUCAUUGCCUUUGUUCUAUCAGAGACACCAGGUGCAGGUUGACAGCGUUUUUGCUAAAAUUCAGGGUCAUUAUGACAACAUCACAGACAUUCUGCUGAGACUCGCCCAUGGGGGCGCUGCACCCCCUGAUCAAACACCAGGUGGCGCUAAACCCAAUGCCCACUAACUAAGAGGGGAAAUGAAACCACAGUAUCCAGAGGAGCUGCAGACUGUCACUCAGAGGUCUUAACAGCAGUCUGUGCUUGAGCUCCAGAGACAUGGACAGUAACUAAAGACGACACUCACCGGGAUUACGCAUGGUGUUUGAUACUCAACCUGAACCGGUAUUAGAGUUAGAAGUGGGACUGAGUAUGGUGAAAUGGAUAUGUAUGGACACUGAAUGAGACAGUUUUUCACGUCAGAGAUGAUGGACUGAUGGACUGUUUUUUAAAAAUGUCUUAUUGACAGCUUUCAUCCAAAUUGACUAAAACAAGACCAGAUUGGAAGGUGUGUGACUUUACUUCCAGUAGCUACUGUGUCCCAUCAACAAUCAGUGGUUCAUUUGAAGACAGGGGUUGUCAUAAUUCACUUAAGAAUUAUCAGGUGCAUGUGUCUAAGUGGCCGCUCAUGUGCAAUAUGAUCACUGUAUUUUUCAUCUUCAUGACUGUUUAACUUUGUGUGUGUGUCUCUGUGUGUGUGUGUGGGUGUGUGUGUGUGCGCGCGCGCGCGCGCGCGUGUGCUGGUGUAUGUGUAAUGUAUGAAUUUGAGCCUGCUGAGCUAUCAUCCACAAACUAUCAGAAACCUUUUCAGUUAAUCUUCAAAUUACAACCCUCUGUGUAUUGGUUGUUACAAUGUUAUACUGUAAUAACACACAGAGCUCUAUUGGGUCAUAACAUAUCCAAGCCAAAGGAAAAACAUGAAGGAUCGUUGGAGUUCAGUGCGGACGGUGCCUUUCUAACUGUGGGUCUUAUUGCAUGGAUCACUAUAUCUAACACCAACCCCUGACCAUGAAACUCUUAACUGUGUACUCCACCAUUUACAUCAGUGUAUUAGCAGGUAUGUUACAAAAUAGUAUUUAGAAUCUAGGAGUAAUAAAAUUGUUUUAGGAUACUAUGAUUCACUUUGCCUUUAGUGUCUGCUUAUGAGAUGAAACUAUGCCUUAUAUUUAUUAUGAACCAGUGUAUGACAUGACUGUCAUGAUUGUGUAUUUUAAUUAUUUGACUAACUUUAGAUAUCCUCCAUCUGUUUAAAUCUACACGUUGAUUCAAUGCGUAGAUCAGGCUAAAGUAACAGACUAAAGCACUAUUCUUUAAAGUCUUUCCCUCUAUUUGUUUUGAUUUGCAGAGGAGGAAAUUUAGCUAAAUGAAUCACAUGUCACGUUACUGUUUAUUUAUGUAAUUCAACCAAUUUUCAAUGAAACAAUAAAUUGUUAAAACAGA
This is a messenger RNA of Periophthalmus magnuspinnatus, 2817 nucleotides long. It is a transcript of the gene rtn2a, whose product is annotated as reticulon 2a. Lineage: Eukaryota; Metazoa; Chordata; Actinopteri; Gobiiformes; Gobiidae. The record is from RefSeq and is a predicted model, not a curated record. The transcript has 10 exons. The coding region runs from base 114 to 1565 and encodes 483 amino acids.